CAUUUUCUUGCGAAAAAUAAAUAAAAAUAAAAAUAAAAAUUCGAGAAUCCAACAGCAAAUUGCGUUCAACUUCAACUCUCUGCUCUGCAUUCCGCAGCAAAACUGCAAAAGCCUCCACUGCAGGCAGGGACCUUCCAUCUCUUUGGUUCUCAAUAGCAUAUGGCGUGAACAUCUCUGGUUUCCCCAAUGGCCCCUGAUACUGUUCCUGGUGUUGAAUCACCUCGGCGACGUUAUGGUCUAUUACGAGAUCAAGUUCAACCAGUGAAAAGAAAGGACUCUGAUCGCUAUGAAAUUGUUCCAAUUCAAGAUUCUCUGUCUUUUGAGAAAGGAUUUUUCAUAGUUAUUCGUGCUUGCCAGUUGCUGGCUCAAAAGAAUGAUGGAAUUAUAUUAGUAGGAGUUGCAGGCCCCUCUGGAGCAGGGAAAACUGUUUUCACUGAGAAGAUUCUCAAUUUUAUGCCAAGCAUAGCUGUCAUAACAAUGGACAAUUAUAACGAUGCUAGUCGAAUCAUAGAUGGCAACUUCGAUGACCCCCGGUUGACGGAUUAUGAUACCUUGCUAGAAAAUAUACAGGGUCUUAAAGCAGGGAAGUCUGUCCAGGUUCCAAUAUAUGAUUUCAAGUCUAGUUCUCGCAUAGGUUACAGGACUGUUGAAGUCCCUAGCUCCCGUAUUGUAAUUGUUGAAGGCAUAUAUGCCUUAGGUGAAAAAUUAAGGCCUUUGCUUGAUCUUCGUGUUUCUGUCACUGGUGGAGUUCAUUUUGACCUCGUCAAGCGCGUUUUGCGGGACAUUCAACGUGCUGGUCAAGAGCCUGAAGAAAUAAUUCAUCAAAUCUCUGAAACGGUAUAUCCCAUGUAUAAAGCUUUUAUAGAGCCAGAUCUCCAAACAGCACAUAUAAAAAUUAUUAACAAGUUUAAUCCAUUCUCUGGUUUCCAGAAUCCCAGCUACAUAUUGAAGUCAGCUAGGGCUGUUACAGUAGAUCAAAUCAAGGCAGUUAUUGCCGCAGAGCAUACUGAGACAAAAGAGGAAACAUACGACAUAUAUCUUCUACCCCCUGGGGAAGACCCUGAAGCAUGUCAAUCAUAUUUAAGGAUGAGAAACCGUGAUGGCAAGUACAAUCUAAUGUUUGAGGAAUGGGUUACAGAUAGUCCAUUCAUAAUAUCCCCUAGAAUUACUUUUGAGGUCAGCGUGCGCCUGCUUGGAGGGUUGAUGGCCUUGGGGUACACAAUUGCAGCUAUCCUGAAAAGAAGCAGCCAUGUCUUUCAUGAUGAUAAAGUGUCCAUAAAAACUGAUUGGCUAGAACAACUUAAUCGUUUAUAUGUUCAGGUGCAAGGGAAGGAUAGAAACUAUGUUAAAUUUGUGGCAGAGAAACUGGGGUUGGAUGGUUCAUAUGUUCCACGCACGUACAUUGAACAAAUUCAGCUGGAAAAGCUUGUAAAUGAUGUGAUGGCACUGCCAGCUGAUCUAAAGACAAAGUUCAACAUAGAUGAUGAGAUGGUUUCAAGCCCCAAAGAAGCCCUUUCCAGAGCUUCUGCAGAUAGGAGAACGAAGUACCUUAAUCGUGGUAUUUCACAAUCAUUUUCAAAUCGAAGGGACAAGAUUCUGCCUAAUUUGACUAAACUUGCUAUAAAUAACACACGAUUUGAUGGGAGAGCUCUAGACUCACCUGCACCGAUUGCUAACCAAGGAGUUAUCACUCAGCUUUCUGAUCAAAUUUCUACAUUGAAUGAAAGAAUGGAUGAGUUCACCUCCCGUAUUGAAGAGCUGAAUUCAAAGUUUGCUAUCAGCAAAGUCUCAGCCAGUCAACAAAACUUGGCUUUACAGGCUGAGGUCUGCAAUGGCUCUGGCCCCACUUCUCUCUUUGUAUCUGGAUUAGGAAAUGGUUCAUUGGCUGGACCAUUGCUACCUAAUUCUUCAUCAUGCUCUCAACUGGCUAGAGAGUCUCCCCUGAUGGAAGAGGUAUUACUUGUUGCUCGAGGGCAACGUCAACUCAUACAUCAACUAGACACUCUGAGCAAUCUUUUGCAUGAAUACUUUGGAGAAAGGUCACGGCAGGACAGAACAGAGCAGAGACGAAUGGGUGAAAUUGAAUCCAUUGCCAUCCCUGUGGUUUUGACUCUGGCCAUUGGUGCUGUUGGUGUGUUCUUGUUUAAGGGUUUGUCAUCUUAAAAAUAAUGUAUAUAUGCUUACGUGUAUCUAUCUUCUUCUCAUCACCCUUAGUGAGGGGAGCUUCAUCAGUAUAUCUCAUGGGUUUCUGUAAACAACUACCAUAUGUCCAUAUCUGCAAGGCUCUGCUUCUCUGAAGAUGUAAUGUAGAAAAUUAUCAAUGAGUAUGUAACUAUGUAUCUUUUACUCAACAGUCAACACAAAAGCUUCUGUAUUUCUUUGUUCUCGCUAAAUAAUUCAUCUUCUUGGUGGAAUAUUAAUCUUCUGUAUAUAUUUGUUCUUUAUUCUCA
Lotus japonicus is the source of this 2450-nucleotide messenger RNA. RefSeq names its product inorganic pyrophosphatase TTM1. Gene Ontology annotation, cellular component: cytoplasm. NCBI's taxonomy places the organism in Eukaryota, Viridiplantae, Streptophyta, Magnoliopsida, Fabales, Fabaceae. The transcript has 12 exons. Bases 187 to 2163 code for a protein of 658 amino acids. Gene Ontology annotation, molecular function: ATP binding; kinase activity. The record is from RefSeq and is a predicted model, not a curated record.